UGUGAGGGAUGUGUGGCUGUGACAUUGUCAAAACGUGCCCAUGUUAAGAGGACAGAAUACAUCUCAUUAAAGGAAGUUUAGGCAUCGUACAGGUCGACAUGACACUGUUAAAUUUAGCAGGAACUAUAUUAACUCAGAUGACAAGAUUGUCACACUCUCGGGCGUUCAGUGUUUCUACAGCUGCUGCAGCCAUCCAGAAGUUAACUCGUAUACGGGUGGUCGACAACAGUCCUCUUGGAAACACCCCCUACCAUCGUCCACCAAGAGUUAUUCAUGUGUACACCAAAAACGGCGUGGGCAAAGUGGGUGACAAGGUAUUGCUGGCUAUUAAGGGACAAAAGAAAAAAGCCGUCAUUGUUGGGCACAAGAUGCCCGGUGAACGAAUGACACCUCGCUUCGACUCAAACAACGUUGUCCUGAUUGAAGAGAAUGGAAAUCCAACAGGGACAAGAAUCAAAGUUCCGAUCCCCUCACAUUUGCGCAAAAUGGAAGGAGAAUAUUCCAAAUUAUUAGCAAUCGCUAACAGGUUUGUGUAACGAUGACUUAUAUCUUCAGGUGGACCAGCAUAGAGAAAUGCCUCUUGGUUGAAUUUUGGCGGAUUGAUUCACUGUGUCACAAACACUUGAUGAUCUCUGUCCCUCGAAGGAAUCGUCAUUUUGUAUAUUUUGUUACCUUCUAAGAACACUGUACAUUUUGUUAAAUAAAGAAGGUGUGACGAGAUGAAAAUGUU
Molecule: messenger RNA, 730 nt
Organism: Chanos chanos (milkfish)
Lineage: Eukaryota; Metazoa; Chordata; Actinopteri; Gonorynchiformes; Chanidae
Gene: mrpl14
Product: mitochondrial ribosomal protein L14
Exons: 3
Coding region: 99-536 (145 amino acids)
Biological process (GO): translation
Cellular component (GO): ribosome; mitochondrion
Molecular function (GO): structural constituent of ribosome
Source: RefSeq, a predicted model, not a curated record